CAAACAGUGCUUUGCUCCUGAGUGCUGGUGGCAGUAAUUCUCCUGUUGUUCAUAUGAGAAGCUCAGGAGCCAACUGGCAGGGAGCUGGGAGCAGUUUGCUUACUGAAAGGUGCAGAAUAUCUGCAGACCGACCCGAGUGCCAAAAUCUGCUCCAUGUGGAGAAAGUGUGUGCUAUGGAGAGAGCUGUCAGAGCAGUGUCCAUAGAGCAGGGCUGCCAGGUGUCUCAAAGAGACACAGCCUGUGACCUUGUGCCUCAGCAUCAUCCCAGCCACAUUGGUUUGGAUUCUGAAAUCUGUGCUCGUCUCCUCGUGGAUUUGUUUCUGUGCAGGAGAUUGUCUUGCCAAGCAGCACACCAGAGAUUGUUCUUUGUUCCCCUGUAAUUGCAAUAGUCUCAUGAUCCUCCCAGGCCCUCUCUUCAUAAUAAUUGUUGAGUCCUUCCAAAUUGACUUCGUUUCUUUUGUUGCUGUCUGUCUUUGUCUGAAACACAUUUGAGCCUGACAACAUGACUUAAACAUUGUUAAAGCCGAGUGCGUUUCCAAGCUCUCAAAGUGUGAUGUGCAAACCUAGGAAAGCAGUAAGCUGAAGGUUGCAUGGAGGUCAGCCUGCUUGUGCACAUUUAAUCUUUGACAGAAACAUUCGACUCAGAGCAGCUUCUUGUGUGCUUUGCAAAUCAGUGCAGUGAUGGAAGCAUUUAUUGGAUCAAAAAGGAAAUAUUCUUGUUAUCUUCUUCCUGUGCUUGGUCCAAAUGGGGGGAGGUCGUGGUUGGACUUCUAGGGGUCGGAGCCUCACAUGGAGCUGGGAUGGCUCUUGGCACAUCCAUGUCUUUCAGUGCCAGCCUUUGCUUUCCCAGUGCUUGCUUUGCAAGUGUGGAACUCAGGGUAUUCCUCGCAUGCUGUGUGCUGGGUUGGGUUACAGCACUCAUACCCACUUUUCUUUGCUCUUCCACUGAAAUCUGAAUCUUUCGUGCAGUGUAUCAUCCUUAAAAUUGUUCUGAGAUUUCAGCCAUCUCGCCUUGAGACCGAAGGAGAUUUAAAUGUUUACAAAGUAAAACUAGUAGGGCUGUGCUAUUUUGUGCAGUCCUCCAGCGCUGCUGCCUUGGUCACUUGUCCCCAGUUUAUUUUACAUUGAAGUCGCUGACAUUUCUGUGCUGCAAACUGCCCCUCGGGUUGCAGGAGUCGCAGAGCAGCUGCUGGGACACCAUUCUAGCACCAAGCAGCCAAUGCAGUUUGUAUUCAUGAAUUUAUCAGUAAUAACUUGCUGUUGUGGACUGACGAGUGCAGCCAUCGUUGCUGUGAAUUUGAAUGUGGUAAAAUGUCCCAUUGCAGACCCUCAGAUCCCCCUGAGUUUGUGAGCAGCUUUUUUCUCCAGUGUUUGUGUGUUGGCUGCUAAGCAGACAGAUUGCAUAGGAGCCGAGCAAGGCCCUGCUUCAAUUCCCUCUUCCAAACUGUGCAGCAGUGAGGUUCAAUAAAGGCAAGGUAGGUGCAGUCUUUGAGGAAGGAGCAAAGGUAAGUUGCUGUAAUUCUCAGAAGUGGAUGAAUUAUUUUGGCUGAGAUUUGCAAACCCAGCAUGGGAAAGCAGCCCAGACUCUGGCUGAGUGGCAGGCAACUGAGAGCAGCCUCCUAAUAGGAUGUGUCAGGAAACCUUCAUUUGUUUUGCUACCAGCCCUGCCUUUCUCCUGCUGAUACAGACUGCUUGAAUAGGUUGUGGAAAGUUGGAAGAGCAGACAAAGUUUUAUUGUGGAAUAAAUGUUCAAGGGCAGAAGGGCUUUGGCUGGAAAAAGCCUCUGGGGAAGCAGUUCUAGGAGGGUUUUUUUGCAUGGUUCCACUGGGAGGAAUGUGUAAAGGGAAGAGCCUUUGUUGGGAUUGGGCAGACCUGAGCUCAGAGCAGAGAGAAGGAGGGAGCUUGGCCUCCAUCUGGGCUCUGCUUCUCCAAGUGAGAAGUUGUGAGAGUGCAGGGAGAGCUGAGCAGGGGGGGCUGCAGCGGGGUCCCUGGUGGCUGCACUGCUGACUGUGAGCCAGAGGCUGAGGGGCAGCAGGGAGAGCAGCAUCACGGGGGGGUCAGCGUGUGCCAGCAGUGGGGGUGGGCACACAUCCAUGUUCUUGUGUGAUUUUGGAGGGGGUUUCCAUAUCCCUGGCUCUUUCUGUCUUUGCCUUACACCCGAUGUCUGCCAGUGCUGUUAGCUAGCAGGAGAAACUGGGUCCAGUCUGGAAGAAAGCUGUUUCCAAAUGAGGCACUGGAUAUAACAGAUAUAAGAAGGACGAUGUUUGCAAUAGUUCAGAGCAUUUGUCUACUUGUAGUUCUCUUCAGAGGCGUUGCAAGUGAGUCUCACCAUGUGGGACGUGGUUUCUCAGGGGAAAGCUUUAAAUCCAGCCGAGUGUCGUGUUGGUGACAUCCCAGCAUUCCAGGCACUAAAAGUGCCAAGGGAAACAUCUGUUUCCAUGGACUUCCCUUAGGACGGUCUGUAUGGCACAGCAUAAAACUCAGACACGUAAAUGGCGUCAGCUUUGAUGCAGGGAUGGCACUGGAGCAGCAGUUGUCCUUAUGGCCGCAGUAAGGUGCUAAAUGAGCCCCAUUCUCAGCUCUUUGAUUAUGAAACAUGACUAUUCUAUGUUCCAACGCCGCCCAAGCCCACUCUGCUUUGUGACUAAUUCCUUCUCUGCCUAAUGGUGUGACUGACCUGAAAUCAGCAGGUGAGGGCUGAUAGAAACAACAGCUCUUGUAGAAGGGCUGCGUUUCUGAGCUUGUUGCUGUGAGUUCCAAGGGAAGAGCAAUGAACUGCAGAGUUCGUUAUGCAAACUGAGCGUCCUGAUGUUGGAGCUGUUCCACAAUGAAGCUCGGGAGCCCUUAUUUGGGGAUGUCACGGGGAUUUCUCUCCUGCAGUUCUGCUCUUCGUGGCAUUUUAUUUCCCAUAAAGACUUCCAGUUCAGCUUUUCUAUCUGUGCUGUUUAUCAAAUCCUUCUUUUAAAAUAGUUAAACGACCCAAAGGUCAGAAGCAGUUUCAGCUGCUGUUGCUCCUUGCCUGUUACAGCCAGACUGCAUCUACCAGAGCCCUCAAGUCCUACCUUCCUCCAUGGACCCCAGCCUCUCUUGCUUCCUUUUCCCAGUCUGGCAGCACAAAGCACAGCACCCUGCGGGCUGUUGUCUUUUCAAGCUAAGAAAGGAUCCGAGUCCUCUGCCUUCAGGACUCAGAUUGCCUAAUAUGGUAAGGUAUGUCUUCACAGCCUGCUCUGUUUUGCUGAGAUCCGAGGGAAAAUUGACUCAUAAAAGGGAACAAAAUAGGUGAAUUUCUUGCCAGCUGAUAAGAAGGGGAGAUCUUUCAACCUGGACAGCGUGAUGUGAUGCUGCUCACCGUGCUCCUCACUGCUGCCAGCCCAGGGUCCCUGUGGGGCAGUGAGGAUGCAGUGUUUCUGCUCUUGAAUGUUUACUUCUAACACAGAUGUGGUGUGAUGGGGGAGCAGAGCCACCUGGCCCACAUCCCAGGUAACAGAGGUGUAGCUGUGCAUCACUUGUGUGGCUGUGGCUAAAUUAUAGAGGACUUAAUUAUGUGUAAAGGGAGACUAUGAGAGAUUGGCUCUGUUCAGUCCUGUUUAUAAACAAAGUGCUGUAAUAGGUUGUUAUGCUGCAGUGAGACGGGAUCUUGAACAUGUGCACAGCUAGCAAUAUAAAGUUGGAUCUAAAAUAGCAGAAAAUUGCUGCAAGAGCAUGAGUUAGUGUUUUGGCAUAGAGCUGAAAUGUGGUGAAGAACAUUUUUAUUGCAUUUGGAGUACCCUGGCUUCCUUGGGAGCUGGAAGGGGAAGGCAGUGUAGACAUUAAGAUUCAUUCUGUGUGCUUCUAUAGCAUUUUUUUCACAUCUGCACAGAUGAUUCUCCUCUGUUGGUUCUUCUUAACAUCAGUGUUUGGAGAGGAGUAUCAGACUUGCUGUCUGCCAUCCCUGGUGAUACAGCAUUUAAAUCGUCAGCAUGGCUGCCCAGUCCCUAUUUACGGCUCUGGGAAAACACAUUGUUUGUGCUUAAAGGCCAAGCAGUCCAAGUCUGCUAUGCAGACUACAGGGUUACAGCUAAAUGCGUUCUGGUUAAUUCCUGUAAUUCACCAAGCUGCUGAAUUAGGAAGGUGUAACGUGAAGCAGUGUCCACGAUGGAGGUGGGUAACACAAAACCAGCUGAUGGGCAGCCUGUGAGUCCGGGGAGAUGAAGCAAAGCAGCGAGUCCUCCAGGAAGGAUUCACAAGGUCACGGAGCUGUGACUAUUCGCAGUAACUUUAUGCUGUAGCUUCUUGUUUGGUGACUUACUCUCACAAUUUCAGUAUGGUUCAGGGUGACAAAUCUUUCACAGUUGUCAGCAGGUGAUUGCUCCCAAAGCUGUGGAGCUGAGGUUAGCAGUGGAUCGGAUGCCCAGCAGAUCCCUUGGCUUUUGCUGGCAGUGCUGGGAGCUCUGUGCUGGCAGUUCCAGUCGUCCCAUUUCAGCCCAGGGUUCCUUUGCUCACACAGGAGCCGACUCGCAUGCUUCCAGGGAUCCUUCCUUCCCAGAAGGAGCUGGGAGCAGUGUGAUGGUGCCACAUGGGCUGGCAGGGGGAUCACUGCCAUAUGUGUGCAUCCCUCCUGCGCCGGGUGACGUGGCUCAGGUGCUGCAGAAGCCAGCGCUGGCUGAGGCUGGGCAAACCUAACGACUGUUUUUAGGCUGAUUGUGUUUAUGAUUUUUGAUUUUAAGAACUAACAACACCUGUUUAUGCUUAUACAUAUCCGUGACACGCUGAAAAUUGUGGAAGGGAGCGAGAUUUCCAACUUCUGAAGUUCCCAUAGCAGCCCUCCAUCCUCUGGAGCUGCUGGUUGUACCUCGCUGUCCGUCACCCUGCAGCAAACAUCUUUCCUGACAUCCUCCAGGAAAAUCCAGCCUGUGGGAUGGAUGCUGGUGCCUCAGGUGGGCAGGGUUGUGUGCCUUGGGGUGAGCUUUGUGGGCAACGAGAGAUGGCUUCGGGGGAUGCAAUGCAAUGCAGUGCACUCCGUGCUUCCUGCCCAGUGCUUCUCCAUGCUCUGCUGGCAAUGCUUUCCUUGAGGCAGUGUCCCUGUAGGUGGGUAAUGCUUGUGGCUUGUGAGAUGCUGAAGGAGUAAAUGGUUCCUCUCCCAGAUAUGUCCAGAAGGACUGAAAAGCAGAAGCUGCGUUGCCAGAUGGCUGGAAAGGAAUGAAGAAUAAGCUGCGUUUGUUUGGAAAACUGAACUCAGAUUCUCUGGCAAUAAAAUAUCCUUUGGAAAACAGCACUGUAGGAAAAAUCGCGUGUUCCAGUGACUCAAGGGUGGUGAUGCUGUUUGUCACCCUUGUCUUUAAAAGGUCACUUUUUGUUCCUAGUUUAUACCCUCCCACAUGCUUUUCUUCAGAAAGAAGCCUCUCGUUUGGGAAGUCACCAUUUGCUUUUGGUCCUGGACGUGCAGUUUCACUACUAGGAGUAACUCUGUUUGGCAGGAGCCUUCAUUGCUUGGUGUGUCAGGAUGUAGAAUCCUUAAGCUGUAAAACUCCUUCCUGGCAGGGAUUGGCCCCCAGCUUUGGUUUUUCACACCUCAGUAUGUUUGCUUUGCUCGCUCUGGUUGGCACCUCACACACAGGCAAUGCUGAGCACUGUUUUUUUAAUGGGCUUUUCUUUCAUUACUCCUAGAUUGCAUCCUUGGGAGGGAACGUAACCUUCUGCACCGCAAUCCAUUGCUGCUGUUGAAGGAAGGCCAGAAAUAGCUUGAAACGUAGUUAGAUAGCAAUGUGUUGAAGCUGCAUGUUUGUUGGGUAUUGCAUUGGGAGAGCUGGCUGCUGCGUGGCACAAAGGCCCUGUGGGCAUGGGGGGGGGGGCAGGUGGGACAUGCACACACUGUUGAACCUCCGUGUUGCUGAUCCAUCCGAUGUGACUCUGAGCGCUCGGUUUUACUUCUCCAUGUCGUGUCUUGGAAGGUCUCGUAGCUGGAAAUGCUGUGUUUACAUCUGGUUCUUAUAUUCCUGCUGGCUUCCUUCGUUUCUCUGACACUGUCAGUAUUUGUGAGUUUCUGCUGCGUUCCUCCUUGCAGCUCACCGUGUGUUUGCUUCUGCCGUGCUGGAAGGAGGUAAUGUCACAAAGCACUCACAGAGUGCAACUGCUGAACAACUUGAGCUGGAACAUGUCCUGCUCUGACACUGCUUUGCCCUUCAUGGGAUGAAGUCACUUGUUUUUGGCAUCGGCAGUGCUCUGAGAUGGACCUGGGAGUGGAUGAGGAGCUCAUCCCUCCAGUGCUCAUCACUCUGCUUUUCUGAGCAAAACGUGGCCCUGAUGCUGGAGUGGAGCCUGACUGGAAAAGGACGCCGUCAGCUUCUGCAGGAGCAUGGAGCAGAUGCUCUGUGCACAGCAGCCCUGCCCCAGCAUGUGGGGUUAUGGCAUAGAAGUCAGGAGUGCUGGGGCUGCCCCUGCACCUUCCAGUUGCAUUUACAGCCUUGAGGGGAAUCCCAUCUGCUUGGUGUUCCUGGUUAUUGAUACCAUUGCCUUCCAGCUCUGUAACCUCUCACUGACAUCCCUUCUGGAGGUGAUGAAGUCAACGCAGUGAAAUCCUUCUUCCUUUUCCGCAGACUUUUCUUUAAGCUCAGUCCUCAUGGUGCAGUUGGGGACGUCCCAUUCCAGUCACUCUGUGCCCCUUCUUGUCCCAUUCCAAACAUCUCAGUUCAGACCCACAGAACUGCCUGAAUGCUCAUCUCCUGUGUGCAAUAUUUGAUGCCUGUAGGUGCUAAAAUGAGGUUUCUGUGCUCACAAUGGUGCUUCUUUUAACGCUUUAACUACUGCUUUUUAUUUUCUAUAUUUGUGAGAAGGCAAGAGGAUUCUCAAGUUUUAAAUAUAAAAUGUGCCAUUUUCAGCCCACACUAAAAUUAUCUUCUGCUGCAGCUUAAUGCUAAUCCAGGUAAGCCUAAUGGGUACAGCUUCCAGCAUUUUUAUGGUAAAUUUAGUGAUGGGAAUAGAAAGCAGAGUCACAUACGGUGCUGAGUGUACCGUUAUAGAAUGGCAGCGGCGUUUGGGAGGGCAGGAAGAUCCUCUCCUUCUGCUUCGUAUCCGUGAGACAUAGUGCCAGGUCUGCUCCUGGGAAUCCUGCUCAGUGCACUGCAGAGGAGAGCUGCUCACUCCCACAGUUUGUAUUCCAUUUAUGGCAAAGUGCUGCAGUGCCUUUUCAUCACGUUUACAACAGAGCUUAUUGCCUGACCAAUAGUUUCUUUGCUACAGCCCUUCAGCCUUCUGCUGCCGAACAGAACCAUUGCUGGCUUUUCCAGUCCUAAAUAAACCCUGUGAAGCUGUAACUGAGCCUGUUAAAGCUUGCACGUAAUUCUACAGUGAUUUAUUUACAGUGUUUUAAAGAGUUUUUUGUAUAGCAGGUAUUUUUCCGUCAACUUUUCAUCAUCCCUGAUAACAGCAGGUUGGUGUUACAGCGUGUGCAGCUCUGACCCUGUGCUGUCCCACAUAACAGCACUGCUCUGCAUUUGCAGUGUCUGCAGCCUGGAUUGCAGCUCGUGGGGAGCCCAGAGCUGGCCGUGCAAGAAACAAGGCUUGUGUUGCAGCCUUGAAGACAGGCUUUUCAUCACAUCUCCUGGGCUGGUUACCAGCACUGCUAAUUUCAGACCGGCUCACCGAGCACUGAAACAAACAGCUUCUCUGCUGGCAGAAUCUCAUUGCACAACGGGCGAGGGAUGCAGAGAAUCGAGAAGUGAGGGCAGCAGUGCCAGCAGGAUUCGGGCUGCUCCGUGCAGGUUAACUCCAUCCCCACAUCCCAUCAGUGCUUCUGACCGUGAGAUCCACACAGCAGGGCAGCACAGCAGUGCCCUCGUACCGAGCUGUGAUGGUUGCUGCUGUUGCAACCUUCCAUCUGCAGCACCCCAGGUGUUCAAGCAGCGCCCUGAGCUGUCAGAGCAACGCUGGGCUGGGCCACAGGCGCUGCAUCACAAACAGCAGCUCUCACACCCAAGCAUGUGGGUGUAGCAGAAGGCAGAUGCAAGGCGUGUGAGAUUCUUCCAGGGAAGAAAGUAAUUGUUUGAUGCUUUGUGUGUGGGAAGACUUUAGGAUGGCCUGAGGUGGACGGCAUGAAAGAAUGCAUUGAGAUUUUGGCCAUAGUGUAAACGUUGCUUGGAUUCUUGUUUGGAGGGGGAGGUGCCCUGCACUAUGGAUCUUAGCUUUGCAUGCCAACUCAGUAACAGAAAAGCAAUUGGAAAUUCAGUCCAGCAUCUGUUCUGUCUAGCUUACAUCAAUAGUUCAAUACUUAAUGGGUAUUUUGUGUUUAAACUGAGUUUUUCUGUUUUGGGGUGGGUUUUUUUGUUUGUUUGUUUUCAUAGAAUCAUAGCAUGGUUUGAGUUGAAAGGAUCACAGGAUGGGUUGGGUUGGAAGGGACCUCAAGGACCAUUGGGUUCCAGCCCCCUGCCAUGGACAGGGUUUGGUUGUUUUGUUUUUUUACAGGCUAUCUAGAGCCCUAACAAUUCUCUUAUGGCGUUUAAGAGGACAGGACAGUGGAGUUCACUCUGUUUCUUUGGAGAGGUGUCACAAGAAUGAAUGUGGCUUCAGAAUGAUGAAGUAUUACAUGAAAUAUGCAGUCUGGAUUUCAGCAUUUCCCUGGGCUGGAGCAGCACCAAACGUGCAGCUCGCUGUCCUGCAGGUGCAAAAUCCAGAAGUGGAGGCUGUGAAGUUCUGGGAUUGAGCAGCAAAUAACAAAAAGUCCAGGGGUCCAGCGGUGCCUGCGCUGUUUGCACCAGGAAUGGAGUCGUGCCCAGAAGUGCUGCUCCAGGACAGACUGAUGGUGGAGCCUUCCCUCCUGCUCAGCACGAUGUGUGCUGGUGCACAGGGCUGCUGCUGCCUGCGGUUGGUGUUGCAGAUGGACUCGAGGUGACCCGGCCUGGUGUGCGGUGUGGGGAGCAUCCUGGUGUUGUGGCCCCAGCGCUGUCUUCAGCUCAGCCCCUCUGUCAGCUCUGUAAAUGCUCUCAUUUGGGGAAGCAAAUGUGCUCCUCAAUGCUCUCUGCCUGGGGGAGAGAGGGAGGUUUGGCUGCAAAUGAAAGAGAAGUCAGCUGGAUGAGAAGUAAUUCAGCAGCAGUCAGGAAAGCGUGGUAAACCUGAGGUGGAAAAUGACGGCCAGGACUUUCAGGAGAUUGGCUUGGGAUGAUUUGCUCCAAAAAUGCCAUCCGCUCUCCCUCAUCCUUCAAGUUUUAUUAGAAUUGUGCUCUCCCAGGAGGGCUCCUGCGUUCCUGCAGGGCUCACUGUGGGCUCACAGCACUCUGCAGCUCUGGCUGCAAAUCUGCCUUUGUUUCCCAUUCUGCCGCCCUUUAUGAAGGCGCUCUGCUGCUUAAAUCUACUUCGUCAGCCCAGCGUUGCAUAGGUGAAGACUUCCAACGCAGGUAAAGGGGUUGUUUGAAUUCAUCCUCUGUCUGAUACAUCAUCUUGUAUGAUGGUCUUCCUUUCCAGUUACAGCAAUAGGGUCUGUUUGGGGAGGAACACAGCUGGCCUUUCCAAAGGAAAAGUAUCUGAAAAGUGAUCUGAGCACCACUGCCCCAAGACAGAAGGUAUUCGUGCUGCAGUGCUCACGGAGGAGGAGGAAUUUGAGAUAAUGUUGCCUGUAAAUAGAGUUCAGGCUGAAGCGACUGCCUGGGCAGCAGGUCAUGGCUUUGUGGGCUUUGUGAUGUGAUGUGGCAGCGCUCAGGAAAGGUGGCUGGGGGCUUUGGGGGUGGGGUUGGAUGCGUUGUGUCUCUGUUUGGUGGCUGUACAGAUAUUCUCUGACAAAAUAAGCAGCACCACAUCGAUGGUGCAGGACGGGCUGGCGUUGCAUACUGAGGAAUAUCCUUAGCAGACAGCAGCAGUCACAGCUAAACCACGACCUUGAAUGUUACAAGCACUGGGAUGUGAGGACGAGAGAGCUGCAAAGGAAGGUCGGGUUUCAUACUUACACAGGGGAGAACUUGAAAGUGAGCUGUAUGAGGCAGCAUGAAGUGUCAGCUAGGCACCUUUGUUGAGGUGAGGAUGGAGCCCGGCGUGUUUUGCCAUAUUGCAUCUCGUUUGCUGUCUCUCUCCUGCCUAAUAAGGAUGCUAUUCCUCGUGCUACCCCAUCUCUGUAAAGUGAGUUAUUGUCCACCAGGAUGCGUUUUGUCAAUCUGUGAGGCAUCUGCACUGGAUGACUAAUUAACUUUUAAUUAGUAGGGAAUAGAAAGCUCAGGUUUUGCUUUGCUUUGAGGCUCAGGCUGUGAGUUCUGUGCUCAGCACUGCUGCCCCUCCCCGCAGAAACACAGCAGUGGGUCCUGGAGGACCGGAGGGAUGCACAAAGCUGUGGUGUGGGGCUGUUCAGCUCCGCCUCAUGACUAAGCUGGGCUUUGUCAGCCUUGUAAUUGGGACUGAGGUUGCCACACGAGUUAGCCCAGUUUCAGUUACUGAUGUUUUGAAACCUCAGAAACAGAGCCUGGUGUGAAGGAAUUGCAGGAUCAUGGAAUGGUUUGGGUUGGAAGGGAUCGUAGAAAUCACCUCGUUGCCACUUUCAAGCUUGCCCAGCUCCUCUUGGAUGGCAUCUCCUUCCUUCUGUUGUGUCAGCUGUGCUGUUCAGCUCGGUGUCUUCUGCAGACAUGCUGAGGAUGCACUCGGUCCCACGGUGUGUCAUCAGGAACGUUGAGGAGCACUGCUCCCAGGACCAGGAGCCAUGGUUCUCCAUUUUCAGCCACUGUUGGCUUCAUCUGACAGCCGCAGCUCUGGGAUGUGGAGGGCAGCAGCAUGGCAGCCUGUCAGCAGCUCAGGGCCCUGGGAUGGAUUCCAUCCAGCCCUGUGCACGUUCAGCCCCAUCAGCUGCUCUCCAAUCCACUCUUCUUACAGUGGGGGGAUUUUUCUCCCCAACUCCUGCCCAGAGCUUCAAGGAUGUGAGAUAUGGAGAGCCUGACUGCCACUGAGCGCUGAGGCAGAGAAUGGAGUCCCUCAGCUUUCUCCAUGGCUGUUGUUGCUAGGAAGGCCAACCCGUGUGUGCAGGUCCUACAGAUGUGCCUUCAGUGUCUGAAUUGUUGUGCUGUCACUGCUCUGUGCUGCAGGGAGGGCUGGGUGCCGGGUGAUGAGCGUGACAGAUGUGGGCUGCGAAGAUCAAGGUCCUGCAUGGCCUCCUUGAGCAGCAGGGCGCCUGUCACUGCUUCUCGUGUGUCUGGGCUUCAUCUCCAUACCUUUAGCAGGGAAUGCAGAAAUAUUUCCAGGCAGAUUUAGACCUCUCCAAAGUUUUUUUCCUUCCUGCAGUCAGUAGAGGAAGAAUCUCCUUCCUUGUGGUGAAGCAUCGAGUGGAAACCUGACCUCAAAGUGACUUUGCCAGAGAAGGGGAAUCCAGCAGGCGCAUUCCCCACUCUGUGGUCAUCAGUGAUGCUGUGUUGCUUCUCCUGGUCGUGGCAGUGCUGAAUGGUGGGAGUCAGCCAUGUGGCUGCAUCCCAGGAGCCCUUCCCAAAUUGUGUGCAUUACUACAAGUGCACAAUUACCAAGCAUUGUGCAAAGAAAUGCAAUAUUUAAGGCUAACAGGUAUGUGAUAUUUAAAAGUACUUCAUAUGGAUGGUUUUUUACACUUAUCUGGAUUAUUCCAUGAUAAAGCGACCUGCAGGGCUGGAGCAGCACAUGGCUGCGGGUGGGCAGGCUCCAGCACACUGGUGGGUCAGUGGCUGCUUUGGGGCUGUGAACAGGUCUGGGUCAGUCUCAGUGUCUCUGUGUGCCACCACAGCACCGAUGCUGAUCCAUUUCAGCACAGGUAGUUGAGCCAAUGCCCUCCCAGUGAGGAGUGACAGAACUUUGCACCUUACAGCUGCUGUUUGACUCCUAGAUUCUGCUUAGUGUGUGAAGCUGUUACAUCAGUGCAGUGCAUUGCAGGGCACAUUCCCUGUGCUUCUUGCAGCUGAACGCCGUGUGCCUGCUCAGCUGGCACUGCAAGCCAUUCUCUUGCCUUUGCAGUGCUGCACUGCUGGCAGGGAGCAGGAUGUUCUGCUCAGCAGAGUGCCCUGAAGUUUACUGAGAGGUGUGUGCGCUCCCCACCCUUCUCCCUGCCCUCCGUGCUCUCUCCCCUCCUCCUCCAUCCCCAAAGCUCAUUUCAUUGCACAAGCUCGGUGUCGCCUUCUUGCUGCUCAGAGCAGGCUUCUGAGCAAACAACAAAAAUCCUGUUGUGCUGCAUGAAUGCGUUCCUCCCUUUAAUGGUAUGAAGUGCUUCGUGUCCUUUACAAGAUCUGCCUUUGUCACAGCUGUGAAAUGCGUGCUCAGGCUGGCGGCUGCUCAGCCCUGCACAGCGCAAACCCUCCGACCUCCGCUCUCAGCUGCCAGGCCUUGGAAGCUUGGAAGUUUUUACUUUCUCCCCCACCUUCUCUUUUUUUCCCCCCAUUUCUCCCCUACAAGUGGCAGCUCAAAUCCCAAGCUGAAAGUGAAUCGCAGCUGCUGGCCGCCCUCCAGCAUUCCUGGCUGCAAGAGUAAGGAUCUGGAAUGUCAGCGGCAGCGGGGUGGGAAGGAGCAGCGUGCGCGUGGGGAACGGCGCCCGGAGGAGGAGGACGGAACAAAACACAACUUCAGCUGGCCUGCCCCUUUCCAAACCCGUGUUUGUUCCUGAUUUAUGCUUUCGGGUUUCUCUUAAAGCAUGCGGCUCGGCGCAGCCACGGCAGAGAGCUGGCAGCAGCGUGCCGGAGUACAACAGGUUUUUGGUGGUGGUUUGGGUUUGUUUUUUUACUCUUUGGAAAAGCGUCUGGUCUAGAGACCUCGGCUGUUCCUCCUGCUCUUCCCACUGAGCUGGGAGACCUUUCCUGAGCGGCUUUGGGAAGGAGAGCCCCUGGUCCUGCAGCUCCGGACAGGAGAUGUCCCUGCGUGGGCACUGCGGACGCCACCUCUUCUGCUCAGACGAGGAACCUUUCGGAGCCUCAGCUCCUCCUGCAGCAGAUUAAUGCCUAAAAUUGUACACCUUGUACACCAGCAGGGUUUAAUUACCAGAGCUGUGAAUAGUUUAAUUAGUUUGUUCUGACCUUGGGAGGAGGACCUGCCCAGCGACGGGAGAGCGCAGCUUUAUUGCUCUGCGGUGACCCAGCCUGCAGGGCCAUGUCGUCUCUGUUCACCAGGAGCAAGGAUUACACGCGGAGCAGGAAGUCCCAGUCAGAUUCACCCCCGUCCUCUCCUUCCCCGAUUGCAAAGACGCUCAGACAUGAACGACUUUCCAGGUUGGAAGCAGCUACAGCCCCUGCCACCAGUGACUCCUACAGCGACCGUGCCUCCAGCCGCUCCAGUGCCUACAGCCGCAGAGAGAACCGCCUAGCAGCCCUCAGCAGCAGGGCAGAAGAGGAGAGCAACAGGGACUACAAAAAGUUGUACGAAAGCGCCCUGUCUGAAAAUCAAAAGCUGAAGUCAAAACUGCAAGAAGCGCAGCUCGAGCUGGCUGACAUCAAAUCCAAGUUGGAAAAGGCAGCCCAGCAGAAACAGGAGAAAACUUCUGACCGGUCCAGCAUGCUGGAGAUGGAGAAAAGGGAGAAGCGAGCCCUGGAGCGGAAACUCUCUGAAAUGGAGGAGGAGAUGAAGAUUCUGACGGAGCUGAAAUCGGACAAUCAAAGGCUGAAGGACGAAAACGGGGCACUCAUUCGUGUCAUCAGCAAACUCUCCAAGUAGGGAGCCGAGCUGCAGGACGGGGGGGUGCCCUGCUGAGCCCUGCCCCUUCCUCCUGCCCCCUGCGCAGCAGCAUUGCAGCCACGGCAUCAGCAUCGCUCCUCCCUGCCCUCGGCUGGACGCUCCCUGUCUGCCCUUUCCCCCCCACAGCGCACACCCCGGCCAUUCUGUUUUAAUUUCAGCAUGUUGUGCUAUCUCGGACGUUUGACUCAAGGGAGGAGGAUGUGGAGUGGUGCUGAGCUGCCAAAACUUCUCCUUCCAGCAGCCCACGGUGUGUGGGAAGGAGCUCUGCUGUGCAAAGCGAUGCCCACGGAGCUGGUGCUGCACAUCUGUGCCCUUUGCAGGUGGGACCUGGACCGUGGGCCAGGAUUCUGCAGACACCCAUCAGCCUGUGUGCAAUGUGGGACUUUGGUUGAAAUGUGAUGCUACGAGGAACGGCAGCAGAGCUCCUCAAAGCAGAGCUGCUUUGCACAGAGACCUGGCUGGUUUUUAUUUAAUGUCAGAUUGCAGAUCUGGUGGGUGAGUGCCCCUCCUGUGCAGCUGGUGAUGGGGUGCUGUGCUGCAAACCCUGUGGCUCCCACCAAGCUCCCUGCACUCAGCAGCACCUGGGACCUGCACCCGGACCGCUGUUCUCAGGAUGGAAUUGCAGACAUUUGCCAAACUUUCUGAAGAAGGAGCCUGGUGUGGGGUGUUGGUUGGGAGGCUGCCAUCAGGCAGAGCCCUGCAGAGGAGCCUGGGCAGAUAUUUCAGGUCCUGCAAUGGCUUUUCAGCAUCAGGCUGACCAGCUGAACCGCAGAACGGUUUUGUUUCUGGGGAAUGGAAAUGAGGGGGGCAAUGAGCCCUGGUGGCACAGCUCCUCGCAGGUGGGCUUUGGGGCACUGGGCACGGAGCUGCAGUAGCUGUGCUCCAGGUGCCCGGGGGUCUUUGGGGGCUGGGAGCUGCAUCAGAGUCUUUUCAUCCACCAGAAGUUUGCAGUCCGCCUCAGCCUUGAAGGAAACCUCAAAAAAAAACAAAACAACAAAACCCAACCCUCUGUAUGUUGUACGGACUCAGAACAGUUUGAAAUUGUUCUCCCUGUGGGCAUUCAGGCAGCGACUCCUGCAUGUGCUGCAUGCUGCCCUGCUGAGCUCCCAUACCAGACUGCUCUCCUCGCAGUGUGCAGCCCCACUCCCUCAUCCUCCCCCCUCAUUGCCUUUGUCCCUCCGUUUCCCACUUUGUGCCAUGGGCUCCUCGUGCUCGGAGUGGCAGCAGCCGCGCACGGCAGCUCUGUGCUGAGAUGCAGAUGGAUACUUGAACAUGAGUACAACUAAGUUUGCUCAACAGGGUAAAAAUUCAUCUGCCUGUCCUGGGCUUCUUGGAGCCUCCUGCUGGUUAUCAGCUGUGCAUUUUCCUCUCCCUGGGGGCUUUUUUGUUUCUUUCUAAUUCUCCAUUUUCCCCUCCCGUCCUCCCAUCCCACCUCUCCUCUCUCUCUGCUGGCUGGGCUCAGGGCAGCUCAGCACGGAGCUCCCACUGCUCCUCUUUGCGCCAUUCUCCGGUGCAGCGCGGCCGUUCCUCUGCUGCUGUGCUUCGGGGACGAGGAGAAGCGCUUUGGCAUCACCGGGGCUCCUGCAGAGCGCUGCCCACACCGGGCAGGCAGUGUUACUGCUUCACGUAUCCCUGCUUUAUGGAACAGCUUUAAGCCCUGAGCUCCGGUCAGUGCUUUCCCUGCACGCCGCUCUCCCUCGGUGCGCCCUGUGUGAGCGCUGCUGCAGCUCUCCACGUUCUCUCCCACCCUCCCCCCGGGUUUGGCUGCAGCAGCGCUGCCCUGUCCCAAUCCCGGUCCGCAGGCAGGGACAGCCCGAGCUCCCGGCUGCUGGGAGAAGCUCAGCAUCCGCACCGGCGCUGCGCCCCUUCCUGCAGGGGCUGCCGCUGCGCUCUGCCCACGAGGAGCCGUUAUGCGAAGGGCGCGGAGCCAAAGCGCCGCUGGGAUGCAGCGCUGCGCGCCCCUCCGUGCUCGCAGCCGACGCUCCGUGCUGACGAUGGGAGCGCAAACCCCGCGGGUGAGGAGGACUCGGGGCUCUCAGUGCGUCUGCAGGAAGCACCGAGGUGGCGGUGGGUGCGACGCCGUGCUCUGCGCUGGGCACGGAGCGCAAAGGAAGCGGAUUUUAACGCUGCUCCCUCCUCGAAGCUGAGUUUGUCAGACGUGCCUCCUUUGGAGAACACGGAGCUUUUUUUCUAAGCAGUGCUUGGGGUGAAUUCGUUUUUAUUGCUUGGGGUGAACCCUGUUGUGGCUGCGAGUUUGAUGGUGGCUCUGUAAAUAACUUCCUGGAGGAAGCAGGACUGCGUUCCAGAUGGGGAGAGAAUGUAUUUUUAUGCAACUUUGAGUGGCCUUUCAAACCCUGAGAUGAAUGAUUUGUUUUACUGGUUGUUGUUAUAUAGUAUUAUAAGUAUUAUGUGUUUGAAAGUUUGGGAAUAAUAUUCACAUCUAUGAUGCUUGUAAACACAACAGUAUUUAUAAAUAAAUAAAAUAAGAGUUGAUAAAAUAGAAA
This is a messenger RNA of Lagopus muta (rock ptarmigan), 16133 nucleotides long. RefSeq names its product protein phosphatase 1 regulatory subunit 12B (gene PPP1R12B). Gene Ontology annotation, cellular component: cytoplasm; Z disc; A band. Gene Ontology annotation, molecular function: phosphatase regulator activity; enzyme inhibitor activity; protein kinase binding. NCBI's taxonomy places the organism in Eukaryota, Metazoa, Chordata, Aves, Galliformes, Phasianidae. Gene Ontology annotation, biological process: signal transduction. The coding region runs from base 13048 to 13608 and encodes 186 amino acids. The record is from RefSeq and is a predicted model, not a curated record. The transcript has 7 exons.